AUGAACGUAUCGACAAGACCUUUACGCUGGGGCCUCUUGUGGCUCUGUGUCUCAAGCUCCUGCAUCCAGCUAGUGUACAGUGGCAACCAAAGCUCUCGAGGACGGACAGGGUCAUCACAGGAGAGGACAGGGACUUGUGAAGUGGUUGCUGCUCAUCGCUGCUGCAAUAAGAACAAGAUUGAAGAACGCUCUCAAACAGUGAAGUGCUCCUGCUUCCCAGGACAGGUAGCAGGGACAACAAGGGCUCUGCCCUCUUGUGUUGAAGCUUCCAUUGUGCGUCAGAAGUGGUGGUGUAAAAUGGAGCCAUGUCUGGAGGGGGAGGAGUGCCGAGUUCUCCCUGACCUCACUGGCUGGUCAUGCAUCUCUGGGAACAAAGUGAAGACCACAAAGGUUGCACGGUAG
Molecule: messenger RNA, 402 nt
Organism: Stegastes partitus (bicolor damselfish)
Lineage: Eukaryota; Metazoa; Chordata; Actinopteri; Pomacentridae
Product: protein FAM19A4-like
Exons: 4
Coding region: 1-402 (133 amino acids)
Molecular function (GO): receptor ligand activity
Source: RefSeq, a predicted model, not a curated record